This is a messenger RNA of Cantharellus anzutake, 333 nucleotides long. RefSeq lists its product as uncharacterized. The transcript has 2 exons. NCBI's taxonomy places the organism in Eukaryota, Fungi, Basidiomycota, Agaricomycetes, Cantharellales, Hydnaceae. The record is from RefSeq and is a predicted model, not a curated record. The coding region runs from base 1 to 333 and encodes 110 amino acids.
AUGAGGCCAUGGGUGAUGGCAUCGUUGGUGACCGAGGUUAGGGCAUCGUCGGAUAAGAGCAUCAAAGAGAGAAUGGGUGAGGAGGAAUGCAGCAUAGUAUGGAGGGGAAAGGAAGUUAUUAGGGAAGGGCGGAAGGGCGAUGCUUUUAAAGCCAGAGACGACGGAGAAGUUGCACAGAGUUUUCUAGAGCAUGAAUUUGUAAUAAGGGAAGAAGGACCCAGGUUGGGCAGGGAGUCAGGAAUCGUUUCCCACCCCGAAUAUCGCCUCCUGAUCGAAUCGGACCGCCGGUUCAUUCGAAGUAUUGUCUCGGACACCACGAAUCAUCAGCAUUGA